CGCAGCCUUAGGCUGCAUUUCGCGAUCAAAAUUCAACAAUUGGUAAUAAAAUUUUGAUUUGUAUGUUUGAUUGACGCUCUGCGGUUGUUUUAAGGUAUAACUAAAUGUAAAAAUUAAACUUACCAGUAUGAACAGAGGCUAGGCUUACUUCUGAAUCAAGUCGGCUUCGCGCGCGUAUGUUCGUGUACGAUCUGUGUGUAACCUCGUGUGUUCGCCAAGAAAACCCGAUAUAAACUGACAGAUAAUAGUGGAAACAAAACUGCGAUAAGCAUACACGAUUUUGAACAUAUUUGUUUACAACGUGGGGUGGUGGGAAUUCAAAUUGUUCAUAAUACUGCUGCCGCCUCCAAACCACGCAGUCUCAUCUGUUAGGAUAAAUCUAUGGAAGCUUCAGAAUUUGACAUUAGCGGAGCUCACGUGAUUCUGAGUUCAAGAAAUUAGUCAUUCUGAGGAAAUGGUUGAAUCUAAGAAUUUGAAAUUAUAAAACCGGGGCGCUGCGACUGCUAUAUAAGGAGCUUAAAGGUAUCUUCUUCAUCCGAUUUUUGAACUGCUUAAAGUAUGCAGAGCUGAGAAAAGCCUCGUACCGACCAGUUCUGUAUUUAAGUUCGACAGAGAUAGAUUAGGAAGCAGGCUCAACGCGCGACGAGAUCAUGGCGUAGAGCUCUAAGGAGCAAAACCCGUUGAUACAGUAGUGGACGAGAGCCAGAUCGCCGACCAACCAACGGUUCGUUAGAUGUAAUGUCAUCGAUCAGUCGGUUAGACUUGGUGAACAGCAUCCAGCACAGCCAAUGUGGUCUGUGCAGCAGCACCCCAAAGAUGUGCGCAGUACUCGAUUGUUGGUCUUAUCUAGGCCUUGUACAGUAUAAGGAGGAUAUGUAGAAAAAAGUACGUCUUAGCCCCAAGCAAAUAAUCUUGACCCUCUUUAAGCAGCUGUUGCGACUGGCGAGAUGUAUUCGUGCCAAAUCAAGUGCUCGGUGAUCUGAACAGCGACCAGCUGAAAUAAAUGACUCUUUGGCCAUCCAUCAAAACCGGCUGAACGCUAGGGUGCUUCUUGUUAGUCAACAUACAGUACUGUGUUUUGGAAGCAUUGAACUGUACCAUGUUGUUGAUUCCUCAAGCAGUGGUAACUCCCCAAUGCCUCGCCAGAGAGGAAAUUUUUGACUAGUCCCCUUUUCUCCAGCUUAUCAGAGCAAAUAUCGAGCAUCAAAAUAUGUUAUAUUUAGAUGCUUUCAAAAGGGGCUUGAUUUUACAAGAAAAGAAAACCGAAAUUGCAAAGUAUCUCUAUUCGAUGUCACGGACGAUUUUGAGGAAAGCUACGAAACUAUAGGGAAUUUUGAAAGAAAAUUUGAAAAUCCAAUAAUCGGCCAACAUGAGUACAAUUUUGGAGAAAAUCGCCGCCAUCGAGGCUGAGAUGGCAAGAACUCAGAAAAACAAAGCUACAGCGGGGCAUUUGGGGCUCCUGAAAGCAAGAUUAGCCAAAUUGAGGAGGGAACUGAUAUCCCCCAAAGGAGGUGGCGGGGGAGGAGGAGAGGGUUUCGAUGUGGCAAAGACUGGAGAUGCUAGAGUGGGUUUCGUAGGAUUUCCAUCAGUAGGAAAAUCAACGUUACUCAGUAACCUGGCUGGGGUGUAUUCUGAGGUUGCGGCGUAUGAGUUUACCACCCUUACCACUGUUCCAGGAUGUAUUAAGUAUAAGGGAGCCAAAAUUCAAUUGCUAGAUCUACCUGGAAUUAUCGAAGGUGCAAAAGAUGGCAAAGGUAGAGGUAGACAGGUAAUUGCAGUAGCUCGAACCUGCAGUUUGAUUUUCAUGGUGUUAGAUGUAUUGAAACCUUUGCAUCAUAAGAAACUUUUGGAGCAUGAAUUAGAAGGAUUUGGGUUGAGGCUAAAUAAGCAACCACCUAACAUCUAUUUUAAAAAGAAAGACAAGGGAGGAAUCAAUAUGAACUGUAUGUUUCAGGUGCCUCAAUCUGAACUAGACCUUGAUACAGUAAAGACUAUUCUCUCAGAGUAUAAAAUACAUAAUGCUGAUGUGACAUUAAAAUAUGAUGCCACCAGUGAUGAUCUUAUAGAUGUUAUUGAAGGAAACCGCAUUUAUAUACCUUGUAUCUACCUACUUAAUAAAAUAGAUCAAAUAAGUAUUGAAGAAUUAGAUGUCAUCUAUAAAAUCCCUCAUUGUGUCCCAAUAUCAGCGCAUCAUAGAUGGAACUUUGAUGAUCUUUUAGAGAAAAUGUGGGAAUAUCUAAAAUUAGUGCGGAUAUAUACAAAACCUAAAGGACAACUACCUGACUACAGUUCACCCAUUGUUUUACAUUCUGACCAUACCUCCAUCGAAGAUUUUUGUAAUAAGUUGCACAGAAGUAUUGUUAAAGAAUUCAAAUAUGCUCUAGUGUGGGGAUCUUCAGUGAAACAUCAACCCCAAAAGGUAGGGCUUGAGCACAUUCUGAACGACGAAGAUGUUGUACAGAUUGUGAAAAAGGUCUGAUGCUCAGUCUUUACCAGCUUACAGUUUGUUGCACAAAUCUUAAUAUUUACUACUUAUAAGAGUAAAUAAAAACUUGUUUUGAAAUAAAUAUUUUAUUGAACAUUUUAUAACAUACUUUAAAAUAGAACGCU
Molecule: messenger RNA, 2610 nt
Organism: Acanthoscelides obtectus
Lineage: Eukaryota; Metazoa; Arthropoda; Insecta; Coleoptera; Chrysomelidae
Source: the annotation of a GenBank genome assembly